AUGUCCAUGUACGAUCCGUUUGGUCUCUUGGCAAACGUUACGAUAUGCAUAAAAUUACUGGUGCAAGCAAUGUGGAAGCAACGGGUCCAGUGGGAUGAAGCGAUGCCAUAUGAAUUAGCGCAGCAGUGGUCAAAGUGGUGGAGCAACAUCCAGUCAGUUAAGCAUCUUUCGGUGCCAAGAUGUUACUCUUUAAUGUUACCGGUAGCAGAGGAGAUACAGCUGCAUAUUUUUGUCGAUGCCAGCUCUCUGGCCUAUGCCGCUGUGGCGUAUCUUCGAAUAAAGAAAGGAGACAAGAUCGACGUCGCUAUGGUGUGCGCAAAGUCAAGGUGUGCGCCACUUAAGGGUACGACUAUACCACGUCUGGAGCUACAAGCUGCAGUUCUGGGUUGCCGUCUGAAGGAGUCAUUAGAACGAUGCCAUGAUUUUCGUGUGAGCAGCACUACAUUUUGGAGCGAUUCCAAAACCGUCAUACUUUGGAUUCGUUCAACACGUCGAGACUACAAGCAGUUCGUCGCAUAUCGUGUGGCCGAAAUACUAAGCACUACAUCGUCAGAUCAAUGGCGCUGGAUUCCCACGACAUUAAACGUCGCAGACGAAGCAACGCUAAGUCUGAAGUUCGCAGAAGUGGAGAACUAAACUCCGCAGAGCUCGCCAAAACCGAAAUGAAAAUACUUCGUCAAGUUCAAUUUGAGUCGUUUUCGGAUGAAAUCCAUGCCAUCAAGCAGAAGAAGUGCCUACCGAAGUCGAGUUUUUUGUACCAACUAACGCCGUUUAUAGAUGACGAUGGUUUGCUGAAAGUGAACGGGAGAAUUGACGCCGCCUACUGCCUGCCAAUCGCAGCUAGACGCCCGGUUAUUCUGCCUCAAACACAUUAUGUCACACGGCUGAUUGUGAAGCAAUACCAUUGCCGGCUUCAUCACCAGAACGAGAGCCUAACCAUAAACGAGAUGAGACAAAAAUGUUGGGUGCCUCGAGCGCGUGCCUUGCUCAAGUCGGUGAAGAGAAAUUGUAAUGUAUGUAUCUACAACAGCGCCAAGCCAGCUAUACCACUCAUGGGUCAACUGC
Molecule: messenger RNA, 1065 nt
Organism: Rhagoletis zephyria (snowberry fruit fly)
Lineage: Eukaryota; Metazoa; Arthropoda; Insecta; Diptera; Tephritidae
Molecular function (GO): nucleic acid binding
Source: RefSeq, a predicted model, not a curated record